Lipotes vexillifer (Yangtze River dolphin) is the source of this 1614-nucleotide messenger RNA. It is a transcript of the gene VSIG10, whose product is annotated as V-set and immunoglobulin domain containing 10. Gene Ontology annotation, cellular component: neuron projection. NCBI's taxonomy places the organism in Eukaryota, Metazoa, Chordata, Mammalia, Artiodactyla, Lipotidae. The record is from RefSeq and is a predicted model, not a curated record. The transcript is spliced from 9 exons. The coding region runs from base 1 to 1614 and encodes 537 amino acids.
AUGGCCGCAGGCGUCCGGGCGUCCGAGCCCCGGGUCCUUGUCUGCCUCGGGGCGCUACUGGCCCGCUGGGUCGCCGCAGGACUGGAGGCUGUCGUCAUUGGAGAAGUUCACGAGAAUAUCACUCUGCGCUGUGGCAACAUCUUGGGACCGAGGGGCCUCAUAACCUGGUACCGCAACAACUCGGAGCCUGCCUUCCUCCUGUCCUCCAAUUCCAGCCUCCCCCCAGCCCAGCCACGCUUCUCUCUGGUGAAUGCCAGCUCCCUGCACAUCGAGGCGCUGAGCCUGCAGGAUGAAGGGAACUACACCUGCUGGGAGGUCCUGAACGAGACUCGGUGGUUCCAGGUGUGGCUGCAGGUGGCCAGAGGCCCCUAUCAGGUUGAGGUCAACAUCUCCAGCACCGGCAGGCUCCCCAACGGCACGCUGUAUGCGGCCAAGGGCUCCCGGGUGGAUUUCUGCUGCAGCAGCAGCUCCUGGCCUCCGCCCAUGGUUGAGUGGUGGUUCCGGGCCCCGGAUUCUAGCACCGAGCCCUUCGGAAACAACCUGACGGCCAGCUGCUUCACGCUGUUACUGAUGUCGCAGAACCUCCAAGGGAACUACACCUGUUUGGCCACAAACAUGCUCGGCGGGAGACAUCGAAAGGUGACCACCGAGCUCCUGGUCUACUCGCCCCCUCCGUCAGCCCCUCAGUGCUGGGCAGAGCUGUCGCCAGGAUUGUUCACGCUGCAGCUCAGCUGUCGCUGGGCCGGAGGAUACCCAGACCCAGACCUCCUGUGGACAGAAGAGCCAGGAGGAGUGGUUGUGGGGAUGUCAAAGCUGGGGGUUGAGAUGCUGAACCAGCCCCAGCUGUCGGACGGCAAGAAGUUCAAGUGUGUCGGGAGCCACAUAGUGGGGCCGGAGUUGGGAGCCAGCUGUGUGGUACAGAUCAGGAGCCCCUCCCUUCUCUCUGAGCCCAUGAAGACUUGUUUCGUGGGAGGCAAUGUGACGCUCACCUGCGAAGUGUCUGGAGCCUACCCCCCCGCCAAGAUCCUGUGGCUGAGCAACCUCACCCAGCCGGAGGUCGUCAUCCAGCCCAGCAGCCACCACCUCAUCACCCAGAGUGGCCAGAGCUCCACCCUCACCAUCCGCAACUGCUCCCAGAACCUGGACGAGGGCUACUAUGUCUGCCGGGCUGAGAACCCCGUGGGGGUGAGGGAGGUGGACAUCUGGUUGAGCGUGAAAGAACCUGUAAACAUCGGGGGAAUUGUGGGCACCAUCGUGAGCCUCCUUCUGCUGGGACUGGCCAUUAUCUCUGGGCUUCUGUUGUACUACAGCCCUGUGUUCUGCUGGAAAGUAGGAAGCACUUUCAGGAGGCAAGACAUGGGUGAUGUCAUGGUUUUGGUGGAUUCAGAAGAGGAAGAGGUGGAGGAGGAGGAAGAUGCUGCAGAAGAGGAAGAGGAGGAAGCAAGUGAGACGGACGAGUCUCCAAAAGAAGUAACCAAGUACGGCCACAUCCACAGAGUGACCGCACUGGUGAAUGGGAAUGUGGACCGGAUGGCCAACGGACUCCAGGCGCUGCAGGAUGACAGCAGUGAGCAGCAGAGUGACAUCAUUCAAGAAGAAGACAGGCCUGUUUGA